Messenger RNA from Dioscorea cayenensis subsp. rotundata (Guinea yam), 704 nucleotides. RefSeq names its product 50S ribosomal protein L34, chloroplastic. Gene Ontology annotation, molecular function: structural constituent of ribosome. The transcript is spliced from 2 exons. The record is from RefSeq and is a predicted model, not a curated record. NCBI's taxonomy places the organism in Eukaryota, Viridiplantae, Streptophyta, Magnoliopsida, Dioscoreales, Dioscoreaceae. Gene Ontology annotation, biological process: translation. Gene Ontology annotation, cellular component: ribosome; mitochondrial large ribosomal subunit. Bases 91 to 522 code for a protein of 143 amino acids.
ACACGAUGGCCUUAUCCCAAGCUAGCUUCCCUGCAAUCCGUCCCAACAAAGAGCCUCGCAAAACUGCAAGCUCGAAGCGCUGAGCGAACCAUGGCGUUAUCGCUCGUAUCCUCCCCGACCGCGUCGCUAACUCUUCUCGGCGGUGCCAGAGCCAUCACGCCGAACUCUAUCUCCCUUCCCAGGAUUCCAAUGCGCUCUCCUCCUCCCUUCCGCAGUUCCUUCUUCUCCUCCACUUCUGCCUCCCUCUCCUUCACCUCAUCUUUCUCCGGCUUGUCCUUGGGAAUUGACUUGGGUUUCAACAAGGUGGUGAUUGAAAAACGCCGCGGUUUCCAGGUGAGGGCAGGAAAGCCUGCUCUAUGUCAGACUAAAAGAUCAAGAUCUCGGAAAUCACUUGCUCGAACUCAUGGUUUUCGCAGAAGAAUGAGGACUCCUGGCGGGAGAGCGAUAUUACAGCGAAGACGAGCAAAGGGAAGGAAAGUUCUCUGCACUAAAUCAUAUCCAAACAGUGGAAAAAGGGCUUAAUGACUUGACAAAAUUCCUGUUUGAAUGAGUUAGUUGUCUGUGAUCCUAUGUCCGGAACUCUUCGCUCACAAGGAUUUGUACCUCAUCAAUGCAUGUUUUACAUUUAUUCUUGUCUUCUGAAUGUUUUAAACAAAUUGAUAGAUUUGCUUCUUGUGUGAAACACAGUCCUGCAUUGUUUUUAA